This is a messenger RNA of Sitodiplosis mosellana (orange wheat blossom midge), 1954 nucleotides long. Its product is annotated as glucose dehydrogenase [FAD, quinone]-like. The record is from RefSeq and is a predicted model, not a curated record. The transcript is spliced from 8 exons. Lineage: Eukaryota; Metazoa; Arthropoda; Insecta; Diptera; Cecidomyiidae. Bases 114 to 1613 code for a protein of 499 amino acids. Gene Ontology annotation, molecular function: flavin adenine dinucleotide binding; oxidoreductase activity, acting on CH-OH group of donors.
CAGUUCACAUUGAAACACUUACGCGACUGGACGCUUAUUGUUAUAGCGUUGCAAUUAAUUCGACAGUGUUUUCUUAAAGUUAGAAUCAAAGAUUAAAUCACUAGAGAUCAAAAAUGAGCGUGAAUUUGAUAUUUUUCGUGUUUUUCGCAUUAGUUUGUUCAGAAAAAUGGAUCAGUGCAUUUGAUUAUAAAAUACAUGACACUGGGACAUUCGACCAUAUGGAUUUUAUUAUCAUAGGAGCUGGAACAGGUGGUUGCGUGAUGGCCAAUAGGCUGAGUGAAAAUCCCAAAUGGAAAGUGUUGCUAUUGGAAGUUGGUGACGAAGAAUCGGAUCUCUUAAAUUCCAUCCCAUUAACAAGUGCCAUUUCAUUGGCCACAAAAUACAAUUGGGGAUAUCAAACUGAACGAGCGAAAAAAGCGUGUCUACACUUGAUUGAUGGCGUGUGUCAUUGGCCGAAAGGAAGAGCUCUUGGAGGAACUAGUGUUAUAAAUUUAAUGGUUUUCAAUCGAGGCCAUCGCGAUGACUUCGAUGGUUGGGCUCGAGCUGGAAACGAUGGAUGGAGCUACGACGAAGUGCUACCAUAUUUCAAGAAAUUCGAACGAAUUGGAAUCGAAGAAUUGAAGUCGUCAAAAUAUCGUGGAACAGAGGGAAACGUUGACAUUCAGCAUCCCGCCUAUCGAAGCAAAUUGCUAGACUUAUUCCUACAGGCGGGAAAAGAUUUGGGAUACAAAGUGAAUGAUCCAAAUGGCAAGGAUAUGUUGGGUUUUUCACAAGUUCAAACAUUUACCCGGAAUGGAAAACGUUUAUCAGCAGCCAAAGCUUACAUAACACCUAUCAAAAAACGAGAAAAUCUCUUCGUAUCGAUGCGCAGUUGGGUGACUCGAAUUCUUAUUGAUCCGGAAACAAAAGUAGCCUAUGGUGUUGAAUUUGUCAAAAAUCGACAGCGAUAUCGAGUUAAUGCCACUAAAGAAGUGAUAUUAUCGGCGGGAGUUAUCGCAUCACCUCAACUUCUGAUGCUGUCUGGCAUUGGACCAGCAGAACACUUACAGAAACAUCAAAUACCCGUCGUUCAAAAUUUGAAUGUUGGAUACAACCUACAAGAUCAUGUCGGUUUAAUUGGACUAGCAUUUCUUGUUAAUGAUUCGGUGACAAUAAGCGAAACAAGUGUAGAGGGAUUAACGGCUCCAUACAGAUACUUCGUUUAUGGAGAUGGACCGUUUACUCUACCUGGCGCUGAAGGCUUGGCAUUUGUUAAGACACCAAACUCCACCUUAGCUAAAGAUUAUCCCGACAUUGAACUUGUGUUUGCGCCUGGAGCUUUGAAUGGAUAUUUAAAUGGAGCAGCAUCCAGGGUUAUGGGGCUAUCAAGCGAAUUCGUGGAUGCUGUUUAUGGUGAUAUCAAGGGUGCAAGUGCAUUUAGUCUAGUGCCCAUAUUAAUGCGACCGAAAAGUCGAGGUAGAAUCAGUUUGAAAAGCACAAACCCAUUUCAAUGGCCCAAAUGGAACCGAAUUACUUUGAGCAUCCCGAUGAUCUCAAGACUCUUGUUUCCGGAGCGAAAUUGGCACACAAAUUGGGCGAAUCUACAAGCUUUCAGCGAUACAACAGCAAACUGAAUCCACGGCCAUUUUUGGGCUGUAAAAAGCAUGCAUUUGGUUCAAGAUUGUAUUGGAAAUGCUGCAUCCAGGGCUACACAAGCUCAAUACAACACCAAGUUGGUACAUGUAAAAUGGGCCCUUCAACAGAUACGGGAGCCGUUGUGAAUUCAAAGUUACAAGUGCAUGGUGUGGGUCAUUUAAGAGUCGUCGAUGCCUCAAUCAUGCCAGACAUUCCGGCGGCGCAUACGAACGCUGCUACGUUUAUGGUUGGUGAAAAGGCUGCCGAUAUGGUUAAAGAAACCUGGUCUUAAUCGACAUUAUUCAAACCAUUGUAAACAAUGAUUUGCAUUUCACAUUCA